Molecule: messenger RNA, 4838 nt
Organism: Tachysurus fulvidraco (yellow catfish)
Lineage: Eukaryota; Metazoa; Chordata; Actinopteri; Siluriformes; Bagridae
Gene: szl
Product: sizzled
Exons: 30
Coding region: 177-4718 (1513 amino acids)
Molecular function (GO): helicase activity; protein binding
Source: RefSeq, a predicted model, not a curated record
CCGUUAGAUCACUGUGACAUCCUGAAGCUAGUUUAUUUCAGUAUAAUAUCCUCACUGUAUAUUUUUAUUAUAUGUUGUUUUUCACAGUAAUUUUGCGAAAUUAAUUUUUGUAAAGUUUGUGAAAGUUUGCAAGGAAAAAGGCGUGUUGUUUACAGCAGUGAGAGCGAAGAAGGAUAAUGGCGUCUGCUGUGAAGUUUGUCAUCUCUAAGCUGCUCUCUCCCCUGUGGAGGACCGUGGACGAUGAAGAGGAUGGCUUUUAUUACAGAACAGGUAUGGAUGAGAUCCGGCGGAUGCGAGGCGGCGUAGUGACCGAGCUCUGUCUGAAUUAUGGGCUGAUUGAUCAUUGUGUGUACUUCACUGCCGGAGAGGUGCUGGGAGGAGCGUCUCUGCAUGUAGGUGACGAGGUUAAUGCUCUGGCUGUUAAAGACGGAGCCCACGGAGGAUGGAGGGCACUGAGGGUGGAGAGGCAAAUGGAUUCAUGGGAUGGAGGCAGUGCUUCAGACGAAACCGAUGCUAAUAAGCUCCGGUCUCUGAUUGGAACGGUAACGUCAUGUGAUAACGACGGUGGAUUUAUAAACCAGACGACGUAUUUUCCCCGAUCGGCCCUGUGCGAAGGUUUUGUGCCGAUGAAAGGAGACUGGGUUCAGGCAGAAUACUUCAUUAGCCCCACAAAUUGGACCAGUCAGGCUCGAAGUGUUGCCCCGCUACGAUACCAGCGCCUGGACCAAGUGGACGUGUCAAACGUGUUUGGAAACAGUGGGGUUGUGGGAGACGGUGUGUUUUUCACUUUGGAUUCUCUGCUGUUGCCUGCUGGAUACAAACCCAUACGAGGAGAUGUAGUGAGCGUGGUGGUGGUGGAGAGCAGUCAGUCGUUAUAUAGCUGGAGAGCACUCUGUAUGUCUCCGAUUAAGAAACACAGCGUGAAUGGGGCAGUGACCAACCUGCCAGAGGCUGAAAUCCAGACACUGCUGGAAAAUAAGGGAGGACUUGUGGUCAGUGAGGAAACAUCGUUCGGAUCUUUGUUUCUGGGGGAAAGUAAAGAGCUGAUCGUCUUUCUUCACAAUACCGGUUCAGAGACCCAUAAACUGAAGUGCUGUGAAUUCGCUGGCUGGGACUCUGAGGAGCAGUUUUCAUUUGGACUGGCACCACGUCGUGCCAACGACGACAUUCUGUCAAAACCCAAGCUUCAACAGACUGCCCCGGUCAACCCAUACAUGUCCUUUUUCCAGACCCCGGACAGAGGCCUUAUAUCGAGGCAUCGUCUCGGUGUGCUGCCCGUUCCUUUCUCUGUACCUGUGGAAGAAGGUGCCAAAAGGCAUAAAAAUAAUAUAGAGGUAGAUAUCGAUGAAGAGGUUGCAAAUGAUGGAGAGAAGAAUGCUGAGGAGGUACCGUGUCUCCGGGCAGUAGAGAAAAACCUAAACAUAUUACCAGGAGAGAAAGUGUCCAUCACUGUAGGCUGCCAGGCUAAGAACCUGGGUCGCUGUGCGGAGCUGCUGUUGCUGCACUUCUCCUCGUUUACCAUCGGGCGGCGCUUGGAGGUUUCCGUGAGCAGUGAGGUAGAGAAAUUGUUAAAGCCCAGCGCCCCCUACUGUCCAGCAGUCAUGCUGUCAACACCGGCAUCGCAGAACCCUGCUCAGGUGGUCACUGUGUUGCCUCCUGCACCUCCAGUCAGAUUGGUGAGACGGCAUCUACCUAAUUUCCUGGGCGCCUACCCGGUGCCACAAGCACUGAGAGAUUGUGUGGAGGCCAAAACUGAUGUGCUGGUAGUUCAACCUGCUCUCGGGGAGCCACUGUGUCCGUCCAACAUGGUACCUCGUUUCUCUGCUCUGCUUUGGCUGGAGGAGCUGCAGGCUGAAAGUGAGCUCAGAGAGUUCAGAAUUACUGGAGCUCUCCUAAAGAAGGGAUCCGGUUACCUGCACCUGGAGGUGCCGGGGUUGAGUGAAGGAAGGCCCAGUCUGUUCCUUGGAGAUAAAGUUGUCUUAAAGAAGCCAUGCAGAGAAGGGCUCGUUGUGGAGUAUAUCGGCUAUGUUACUGAGAUCAGUGGGGAGGAUGUGAGUUUGCGGGUAAACACAGAAUUUCUGAACAGCUACUUGGGCGAGCCGCUGGACGUGGAGUUUACUUACAACAGACUGCCUAUGAAAAGAUGCCACUGUGCUCUGGAGCAGACCAAGCACUUUGGAGAGAACGUGUUCUUCCCCAGAUCUUUGCAGCUGCAGAGCCCCUUGUGGACAGGUGACUGGGAGCCGGAACCUUCAGCCAAACAGGAUGAAAACAAAUCAACCCUAGAAGGUGAAGAGAGUGAGGACAAGGGGACGCCGUCUUCCCUGACUAUGGACAUGGUCUCUGUGGCAACACAGACAAAAACAGAUUUGUGUACAGCAGCUAAGCCCAUCCCAGACCCAGGCAAGUUCUUUAACUGCAAUCUUAACCCUGCUCAGAAGGAGGCGGUCAAACACAUCCUCAGCGCAGACUGUCGCCCAACUCCUUACGUGCUCUUCGGCCCUCCAGGCACAGGGAAAACCAUCACGCUCAUAGAGGCCAUACUGCAGGUGUAUUACCGUGUGCCGGCGAGUCGUGUGUUGGUUUGCACUCCUUCUAACAGUGCUGCAGACCUCAUUUGUAUUCGCCUGCAUGAAAGUGGCUACCUGCAAGCUGCCAGCAUGGCGCGAGUUAACGCCACCUGCAGGAUUGAGGAGUCUGUCCCCGAGGUGUUGCAACAGUACUCUCACGCCGGAGAGGAUGUACACCAUGCUGCUUUCCACCGUAUUGUCGUCAGCACCUGCUCCAGCGCUGGCAUGUUUUACCAGAUCGGAUUGCGCGUUGGUCAUUUUACUCACGUUUUUCUGGACGAGGCUGGUCAAGCUACCGAGCCGGAGUGUCUGAUUCCUCUCGGCCUGUUGUUUGAGAAGACCGGACAGAUUGUCCUGGCUGGAGACCCAAAGCAGUUGGGUCCAGUAGUGAAGUCGAAACUAGCGGAAACCUUCGGACUGGGAGUGUCUCUGCUCGAGAGACUGAUGGCCAGCCCUCUGUAUUCCCUCACUGAGAACGGCUACAACCCAUUGCUGGUGACAAAGCUGGUGUAUAACUACCGCUCCCACGAGGUGUUGCUGGAGCUACCGUCUAAUCUGUUCUACGGCGGUGAGCUGUGUGUACGCUCACAGAGAGCCGUCGUGGACUCGCUUUGUCACUGGAGCCGCCUUCCGACCAAGGGCUUCCCUCUCGUCUUCCACGGAGUCAGGGGCACAGAGAUGAGGGAAGGCUCGAACCCAUCCUGGUUUAACCCCGGUGAAGCCGUGCAGGCCAUGCUUUACUGCUGCCAGUUGGCGAAAAGACUCUACAAACCCAUACCAGUUACUGACAUUGGCAUCAUCACUCCUUAUAAAAAACAGGUGGAAAAGAUUCGAAUGCUGUUGCACAGAGCCGGGCUUCCCGACAUCAAGGUCGGCUCGGUUGAGGAAUUUCAGGGACAGGAGUUCUUAGUUAUCAUUCUCUCUACGGUGCGCUCCAAUGAGGUGAUACCUAGCAGUGAACUUCAGAGAGCACUGGGCUUUGUGUCGAACCCCAAACGCUUCAACGUCGCCAUCACGCGACCGAAAGCUCUUCUUAUCGUCAUCGGUAACCCCCACGUGCUGAUCAAGGACCCAUGUUUUCAUGCACUGCUGCAGUACGCCUACGAGAACGGGGCUUUCAUUGGCUGUGACCCUCCUGUCUCCCUCCGAGUUCCUGAUAGGUCGUUGAUAACAACCCCGGCUGAGUCUGCUCUCGCUGUAUAUAAACCAAGAAAUCCUCACUCGGCAUCAGUCCAGCUUUAUCCUCGGCACAGGACCUUGCUUUCUGACCGGACAAUCCUCUCCUCUGGAACUAUGGCUCUCUUCACUGCCCUGCUUGCCUUAACUCUUUUGGCCCAGAUCAGAGCCUUUGACUUGGGCCAGUCUACCCGCUGCAUACCCAUACCUCGCCAGCUGAGUGUGUGUCAUGAUGUGGGCUACUCAGAGAUGCGACUGCCUAACCUCCUGGGCGAUAGCAGCCUGGAGAGUGAGGUAGUGCCACGCUCCAACGACUGGCGUUCCCUGCUACAGACAGGGUGCCACCCUCAGGCCCAAACCUUUAUCUGCUCUCUUAUCGCUCCUGUCUGCCUAGACACUUUUAUCCAGCCUUGUCGAAGUCUGUGUCUGGCUGUGAGGGACAGCUGUGCUCCGGUCUUGGCUUGCCACGGCCAUCAAUGGCCCGAAGAACUGGACUGUGAUCGUUUCCCCGCUCAAGACGACAUGUGCCUCACCCCACUGCCCAAACAUCUCAGCAGGUUCUCUAAAGAUCUCCCCAAGCCUGUAUGUCAGUCGUGUCCUCGAGUAGAUGAGCUUCCUUCUCUUAAGACCGUGAUGGAUGCCCUUUGUCUUACUGACUUUGCCGUUAAAGCCAAGCUGUUCCGCCGCCGUAUGGCUUCAUCGGAGCCAGAGCUCGAGGUGGAGGGAAAGGUGGAGUUCAUCCAGCGUGGCCCGCUGCUUCCAUACGACACCAACAACCUGCUACAGCAAUGGCUGCUGCUCAACCUGCGCUGCGCGCAUGCACUGGUGAAGCCCGGACGCGCGCAGCUCUACCUGAUCACCGGCACGACGCGCUCCGACGGCACCGUGGAGCUUACGCACCUUUUCCCCUGGUUAAAGAAGGACCUGCACAUAACCGCAGCUACCCGCAAGUGGAAACACCACAAGUGCUGAGGACAUUAUACACAGUUAUAGAGGAGAGGAAGACCUUCAGGUGAAGAGAGAACUGAUGGAGGUCGUUAUGGGGCUUUAAGUCUCUCCACCGGUUAAAAAAAAAAUUUGCGCUCCGAUUUC